Messenger RNA from Danio aesculapii, 759 nucleotides. RefSeq lists its product as uncharacterized. The record is from RefSeq and is a predicted model, not a curated record. The transcript is spliced from 2 exons. The coding region runs from base 113 to 523 and encodes 136 amino acids. Lineage: Eukaryota; Metazoa; Chordata; Actinopteri; Cypriniformes; Danionidae.
GGUCCUGAUGUUUGGGUGGAGUUUGAAACUAUAAUAAAUAUGGUGUUGCAGUAAGUGGAACACACACACCAUACAGCCCAGAAGACCAGAUAGAUUUCCUCUGUAAGACAGCAUGGCUACAGCUGAUAUUGAACGAUUGGCUCGAUUCAAUAGGUUUCGGUUUUCAGGACGUGAUCCCUGGCGUUGUGUCAGAGCCGUCACAGAUGCUGAGCUUGCUCCCUAUAACCCACUGAAAAAGGUCACCCACGUCUUUCUCCAGGUUGAAAAGUCCGUUUUGCCAGAUGAAAAAUUCCUCUCUGUGAGCAUCAGUAACGGCCCAAAGGAAAAGAAGACUGUGGAUAUAGAGAACACUAACACCGGCAGGGAAAUGCUACAGAAAGUCCUGAAGCUCACACCAAAUCAGGUAGAGGACCUGUAUCUGGUCUGCAAUGGCAAAACAGUGCCGCUGGAUCAGAAGCUGUGUGAUCUCCAAUUGAAGCUGCAGAUUACAUUCAUCAUCUGCCAAAAGUGCCAUGGAGGUUAAAGACACUUGGUUAAAGGACCAGGGUUUAGUGAGGGGCUUUUCUUUUCCCUCUCUCACAUAUCGGUUUGUUUGUAUUCUCAUGGUGUGGGCUGUUUCUAGAUCUUUUUGCUGUUAAUGGUCUCUAUCAGGUUUGGAGGAAUUUAACUUAAUCACUGUAAUAACGCAGCACUAGCUCUAAAGUCAAAUAGAAAUCAACGUCAAAUGUGUCAUUUAAGCUGAAAGAAAUAAUAUAUAUA